Messenger RNA from Rosa chinensis, 2047 nucleotides. RefSeq names its product riboflavin biosynthesis protein PYRR, chloroplastic. Gene Ontology annotation, biological process: riboflavin biosynthetic process. Gene Ontology annotation, molecular function: 5-amino-6-(5-phosphoribosylamino)uracil reductase activity; NADP binding; diaminohydroxyphosphoribosylaminopyrimidine deaminase activity. The coding region runs from base 1 to 1800 and encodes 599 amino acids. The record is from RefSeq and is a predicted model, not a curated record. The transcript is spliced from 9 exons. NCBI's taxonomy places the organism in Eukaryota, Viridiplantae, Streptophyta, Magnoliopsida, Rosales, Rosaceae.
AUGGCGCUCACAGUUUCUCCUUCUUCUAUACUCUGCAGCUGCAGCUGCAACUGCAACGCAACUCCUUCGCAUAACAAUGCCAACUCACUCUCAUCCCACGCGCUCCAUGCCUCCUACAUCCGACGCGCCGUCGAGCUCGCCGGUAAAUCCGCCGGCUUCACCUCUCCCCACCCCAACUUCGGCUGCGUCAUCGCCACUCCUUCCGGCAAAGUGGCCGGCGAGGGCUUCCUCUACGCCCAGGGCACCAGGCCCGCCGAGGUCCUCGCGGUCGAGGCCGCCGGACAGCUCUCCCGCCAAGCCACCGCUUAUCUGAACAUGGAGCCCGGCGACUGCCACGGCGACCACUCCGCCGUCUCCGCCCUCGUUCAGGGCGGGGUUGAAAGAGUGGUGAUUGGGUUGAGGCAUCCACUGCAGCAUCUAAGGGGCAACGCCAUAAGGGCAUUGAGAAGUCAAGGCUUGCAAGUUGAGGUGCUCGGUGAGGACCUCAACAGCAAACUCAUCGAGGAAGCUCGGAAGUCGUGCCUGCUGGCUAAUGCUCCUUUAAUUUGUAGAGCUGCUUCUCGAGUCCCCUUCUCUGUUCUCAAGUUUGCUAUGACCCUUGAUGGGAAAAUUGCUGCUUCCAGUGGACAUGCAUCAUGGAUUAGCAGCAAGACAUCUAGAAAUCGAGUUUUUGAACUGCGGGGUACAAGUGAUGCCAUCAUUGUAGGGGGAAACACAGCACGCAGGGACAAUCCGAGGCUAACUGCGAGGCAUGGAGGUGGACAUAUGCCCAUGCGGAUUGUAAUGACACAGACACUUGAUCUCCCUGAGGAAGCAAACCUUUGGGAUACCUCUGAUGUUUCUACUAUAGUCGUGACACAAAGGGGUGCGAGAAGGAGUUUCCAGAAAUUUCUUGCAUCUAAAGGAAUUGAAGUCGUGGAGUUUGACAUCUUAAACCCCAGAGAAGUAAUGGAGUACUUCCAUGAUCGUGGAUAUCUUUCAAUUUUGUGGGAGUGUGGAGGGACACUAUCUGCAGCCGCUAUUUCAUCUGGAGUAAUACAUAAGGUCUUUGCUUUUGUUGCUCCUAAGAUAAUUGGUGGAAAAAAUGCUCCAUCCCCUGUAGGUGAACUUGGGAUGGUUGAAAUGACACAAGCCUUGGAUUUAAUUGAUGUUUGCUAUGAACAGGUUGGACCUGACAUGCUUGUUAGUGGUUUUCUUCAACCCAUACCAGAUCUGACGCCUGUUAUUCCAUCAGUUGAUGAAACAUAUGAAAUUGAUCCAACUGUCACUCCUUAUGAAUCAAGAAUCAUAUUCUUUUACAAAACAUGGGAUCCUUAUGGCGCUUUCUCAAAUUUCUCUCCUCACCCAAUUAAGAUGCUUGAUGUUGAUGGUGAUUAUUCCACUUGGAUGAGUGUAGAGCAUUACUACCAGGCUCACAAGUUUGUUGGGGUAGAUGAUCCUGUGGCACGAGAUUGUGUUGAAAAUAUCAAGUCUGCAAAAAGUCCGGAAGAAGCAGCACGAAUAGGACGGUCAAUGCAGAGGCAGCACCCUUAUUUAGUAAGAUCCGACUGGGAAAGUGUCAAGAUUGAUGUGAUGUACAGGGCACUAAAAUGCAAGUUCUCAAUAUACCCACAUUUGAAUUCUAUGUUGCUGUCAACUGCUGGAUCUGUUCUCGUUGAAGCUUCACCGCAUGAUCUUUUCUGGGGUGGAGGCCGGGAUGGAGAAGGCCUAAAUUAUUUGGGGAGGCUUUUGAUGCAGUUGAGAUCAGAGUUUCUUGGUGAGUCCCCUACAUUAAGUGAGAGCUCAUGCUUAGGGGUAUAAUCUAUAAAUUAGUUUAUUCACAUACCAAAAGAAAAAGAAAAAAGUGUGUGAUUCACAAAACAAGGAGUUAUAGUUCUUUCCUGUAAUUGUUAUUGUUCCCUUCAGAAUAAAAAGUGGAAUUCAUGUAUAUGUAAUAGGCCACGUAUGUAUCUUUAUGAACAAGACCGUGGUCUGUAGGAUUGGGAUUUGGUUAGGUUCACAUUUACCUGGGUUAAAGUUAUAAUAAUCUCAAUCUUGGUUUCAAUCA